GCCGCUUGCAGUAUUUUCACAACACAGGAUGCCACGGCGCAGUCUUCUCUGGGCCGCAGCCACUGCGUGCGCCAUGUGCAGCGCAACGUCCGAUGACGCCUUCUACACCCCGUGGUCCGACAGCGGGCAGGCGACUACCGACUCGCCGAUGCUGCUGCACUCUGCGAACGGGACGCACCCAGUCUGUGAUCGCGCGGUCGGUGGGACCACAAAGCCCGACUGCGUGUACCCGAUUUUGUUUGCUCUCUCGAGCUGCUUUCGCAACGAGUCGGUCAUCGCGUCCAUCGAGUCGUGGAUCGACCGCCUGCGCGCGAUCACGCGCGACGAAGCCUACCUCAUCGACGGCCAAACGUGCUCGCUGGUGUGGCAAACCAUGCAGCUCGUGGACGAUAGCUGCACGAAAACGACGUCAAAGGCGACACUGACAUCGACGCCGACAUCGACACCGAAGCAAACACCGACACGGGCACCGAGGUCGACGCCGAAAACAACUGCUUCGACCCGAGCUCCGAUUGCCAUGCACCGGUAUCAUCGCCCCGAGCACCGCAGCGCCCGCCCCGCGUGGUUCAAAAAGCUAGCGCACGUGACGCCGGACGGUGCAGUGCACGGAAGCGUUUCGCUGACGGCGUGGGUGCCGCGGCCGAAUGGUGCGCUCAUUGAGGCGCAAGGACGGCAGCUUUUGCAUGCGCUGCUGCCUGAGAAACGUAUCGUGGCGCUGCUACCGACCGACGAUGGCGAAGCGCUUGUUGCUGCGCUCGCUCACGACCGUGGGGUGACGGCGGUAUCCAGUAUCAUUGUCGCAAACGAUGAUCUGGCAGCGCUAGUGGAUUUGGAUCUGGUGCAGUGGCCACAUUUGGACACGUGGUACUACUGCUCGUCGCAGCUCUUGCAUGGCAAGCCGACGUUGUACCUCGAUGCGAACGGGACGCGGCACUGCGUGUGUCGGUGUCCGAGUGGCCAGGACGUGGCGCUGCGGGCGUCCGGUGCCGCCUGUGAGCCCGUCGUCGAAGCACCGUCGGACGGGCGAUGCGUGCACGCGAACCGCACAUUUGUGUACGAGAUUGCUUCGCCGUCCAUCGAUCGAGACGACCGCAAUCAAUGCCACAUCCGCCGACCACCGUCGAUGGUCCAUGUGCCAUUUCCGCUGCAGACGUCGACCACCAUAGCGAUACACGUCAGAGCCGCGACAAACGCAACAGCCGAUGUGUACGCGGGUGAGGUGCCGUCGUCGCCAUCGAGGGCGCUGGACAACGUGGUGUGGAAAUCACCGGGAGCCUACAACAUUGACAUUGCCAGCAAUGGCACAUCGUGUCGCGCCUGUCUUGUGAUCCGGGACCUCUACCGACCCCGCAGCACGCAAACAUGUCCGAACGUGCUCUGUGAGAGCAGUGUCUGUGCGUGGGCAGCACCAGGCCUUGCAGAGUACACACUGAGCAACCUCGCUGCGGCGCAAGCCAACGUCGACCAGCACGUCACGUACGGCCUCAACGCUGAGAACGAUGCGUGCAGUGCAGCGCGAUGCGAUCUCAAGACGUUCGCUCGGCGGGACUUUUUCGAGCUCAAUGAGACAAACGACCGUUUUGACCGUGGGCAGACGUGGCUUCAAGCUCCAAUCUCGCUCGAUGUUGGCCGUCGCCUCGAGGCGUCUCCGUUCGGCGCAGACGAUGGGAAGCUUCAGCUGCACUCGCCCGUGGCGCCGUACCAGUGCACGCGCUGCAGCCACCUACAGACGACGCUGCGGGAGCUCUGGGUGCCGUAUACCGAUUGUAGAAGCGCCACACCCGCGCCGGAAUGCAGCGGCUCGGACGUUGGGUGCACGACACACCAAUGCCUCGUGGCCUCGGGGACGACGCUGUUUAUGGCUUCGGCGACGAUUGCGCCGGCGUAUGCAGCAACCACAGCGCAGCUCAUCAAGGAGUUGUACCCGACGCUAGCAUACAAUGGGUCGCAGGACGUCCAUAUCCAGCUGGACUGCUUCGCCUUGGGCGACACGGAUGCCACCUGCGCCCACAACACGACACUAUACACGCUUUUGACGCUGUCUUCUGGUCUUGUGGACCAUUCACUGCUGGCCAAUAUGCAGCCUGACGGUGCGCGAUAUGUCUACUGGCGGCACCGCAUCGACUAUGGACCGUGGAUGAACAGUGCAAAGGAAAGCAUCCUUCGUUUCCACCAGCACGAGACAACUCUUCACGUCCAAGCGUGGUCGCAGUGCGGUCUGGUCACCGAGGCGAGCGUUCAGAUUCAUCUGCACACCCGGGCACCCGUCUGCGUCACAAAUGCCUUUCCCACAAUGUGGUACCAAACGUCUGUGGUCGACGCUGGAUCCGACGUCUUUUGCGCUUCAACCGCAGGGUUUGCCGAGGUGACGUUCGAUUUCGAUCCGUCCAUGGGACUCCAGUGCGCGGAAACGACCCCGUCGCCGUGGACCUUUGAACGGCUUAGGUGCGACGGCCGCUACGCCACCACGUCCAAGAAGGCCGUCUUGGUCGACGCUCGCAGCGCAGUCGUGCGUCGGUUUGCCGUGUACCUGGACCCUUUGGCGACACACGCGACAACGCUCAACAUUACGUGCGCGUUCACGUACAGCAGUGUCGGCUACGCUACGACGCAUACGGAGCUGGCGACCACGAGUUUACGUAUCGUAGCGUGUGCGGGUGACACGGUGGCCUCGGCGGCCGUGUGUCAAGGUGUCGUCGUCGACUGCGAGAGCAACAGAACGCGCGUGCAGUAUGUCUCCAAGCGCUGCGACGGUGCUGCAGUGUGCAAGCCAAUGCUUGCAUUGCCAGUGGACGACUACGACUCGGCGAUGCAGCUGGCUUCGACGCAGGACAUUUACACGUGCCUCGUCGUCGACGAUGCGCUGCUCCUUUUGGCGUCGCACCCAGCGUCUCCUUUCUUGGGGGGACUCGGAAUCUUCUGUCUCCUUGUCGGUUUGGUCGCCGGGGUUCACCGCCACCGAAAUCGUCCCGUCCACCAUGACACCGACUACUACGUCCUGGUCGAUGCAUAGUUGACCUACACUUCAGCUCCCAAGAUCAUUGAGCCAACCAGCGCUAGUUUAUUCUGUCAACUCAGUUUGAAACCCCA
Messenger RNA from Saprolegnia diclina VS20, 3090 nucleotides. RefSeq lists its product as hypothetical. The coding region runs from base 29 to 3013 and encodes 994 amino acids. NCBI's taxonomy places the organism in Eukaryota, Oomycota, Saprolegniomycetes, Saprolegniales, Saprolegniaceae. The record is from RefSeq and is a predicted model, not a curated record. The transcript has a single exon.